AAAAGUUUCGAAUUUCGGCCUGCAUAAAGGAACUUGCCGUGAGAAAUAUUCCUUCGUCGUCAGUUAUUAUAAAGGGAGUGCAGCGUUAGAUUUCUGACACGAAACACCAGUUUCAUUCUUGAAAUAAACGAUUUGAUUGAAAAUCAACGUGAUUUAUGGCUUCGCUAUCCCCAAUUUGAAAGUCACUGUUAUACGGCGCACGCGCAUUUCUCAUCUCGCAAAGGGAACUCAUUAUGUAAAAUGCGUGACACUGUGGUUAGCCCGCUCCUUUCGCAAACUUUCACUGACAGGAUUGGAGCAUUUCAUCAAAAAGGAGUGCAGCACCAACGACCAUUGUACACUAAGUUGUCAAAGCACCAUGGAUAUGAUGAAGUUGUUGCUUACGCUUGUUCUGAUGAUGGAUAUGUCCUUCCGAUUCGCAGACGCGGGUGAUUUUGCACUCCUUGUUGACAUUGCCAAUGCCACCAUCUACGCGGGUAGCAUGAGCCAGAGGCUGGCAGACGCGGAGGCCCUGCCACUCAGCGGUUUAGUCAGCCCCGUAGCCGUGGACUACGAUCCGGUAGAGAAGAUGGUGUACUGGACUGACAAGGGCAGCCAACCAACUCACAAGAUCUCACGAGCGCGCCUUGAUGGCAGCAACCAAAUGAUAGUUGUAGAAGAUCUUCGUACACCACUGGGAAUGGCUCUGGAUGUGGAAUCUAGAAUGCUGUACUGGUCAGAUUUUGCUUUGGAACACAUCGGCCGUGCCCGAAUGGACGGGACUGGGAGCAAGGAGAUUAUUGUUGACAAUCUGGACAGUCCUCAAACCAUAGUUGUUGAUCACCGCAAUGGACACAUUUACUGGACGGACUGGGGGCUUUCUCGGAUUGAGAGAGCCAACCUGGAUGGAAGCAGUCGACAGAUAAUCAUUGAAACUGACUUGGGCAUUCCGCACGGGGUCGCGAUUUACGGCAAGUAA
Messenger RNA from Patiria miniata (bat star), 958 nucleotides. RefSeq names its product low-density lipoprotein receptor-related protein 4-like. Lineage: Eukaryota; Metazoa; Echinodermata; Asteroidea; Valvatida; Asterinidae. The record is from RefSeq and is a predicted model, not a curated record. Bases 359 to 958 code for a protein of 199 amino acids. The transcript has 5 exons.